AAAGAAACCGGUUUCAAUUUUUUCUGGAUUUGACACAGUAGUAUCACGUGUAUAACAAUAAGAUUAAUAAACAAUAAAUUGACCAAAACAAAGCUGUUAAAAGUAAUGAAUUUAAUAAUAUAAUUAUAAUUGUAUUAAAAUAAAAUUUACUUUAAACAAUAAUGACUAGUUUAGACAAAUCAAAAGAUGACAGAAGCACUUUGUGUUCAAUAUGUAAUGAGAAUCCAAUGCAGUAUACUUGUCCAAAAUGCAGUAUUAAUUACUGUUCCUUAAAUUGUUACAAGUCUGAAAAACAUGAAGCUUGUUCAGAAUUAUUUUAUAAAAAUUGGGUAGAGAUGGAAAUGAAGGUUCGAAACUAUGAUCCUGAGAAUAAAAAGAAAAUGUUGGAUAUUUUGGAACGAUUAAAACGUGAGACGGAAGAGCCAAGUAUUGUAGAAAAAAUCCUAAAUGAUGAAGAUGAUUGCGAAGAAUUGGAUUCUGAUGACGAGGAUGGAAUUUCUUUAGAAGAGCGUAUUGCGAAUAUUGACUUAAAUGAUGUUGAUCAACUGUGGUCCUCAUUAACAAAUUCUGAGAGGCAGGAAUUUGAAGCAAUUAUUCAAAGUAAUAAUUUCGAGAAAAUUUUACCAGAAUGGAUUCCCUGGUGGGAACAAUGUGUUGAAGUAAAAUUAGUACGAGAAAUUGACGAAGUCCCAGAGUAUGAAAAAUUAUGUCCAUCCUUAAUUUCAGUACCUGCCAUGAAUAGUCAAAUGAAAGUAUCUCCAAGUGUACAUUUUAAUUUGAUAAAUGUUUUGUGCUCCUACGCAUACGUUGUUUUACAUUUUUAUGGUGAUCAUUUAAAUUCAUCAAAAUUGGCAUCACAAGUCUUUCUCUAUGUAUGUGAAAAUAUAAAUGAGAAAAAGAAUUUUCAUAACAUUGACUCAGCUAUCAAUGCUGUAUUUCAGCGAAUUUUUACAGAAACAUCUGCAACGGAUAAUGAAGAAUUGGAUACGAUUUCGAGUAUCAAACAAGCAACUGAUCAAAUUAUUCAAGGUCCUAAAGAUAAUUGCAGUUAUUAUGUAUUGGCUGCUUUAUCUGAUUUGCAUGCACUGUUUUCAAAGGCAAGAAAAGAAACGAGUAAGUCUACAAAGUCACAAUUUAAUAAAAAAUUCGAUCAGUAUAAAGAUAUCGAUAGCGUAGAUAUUUCAAAAAAGACUCUUCAACUUCAUUUAAAAAAACUAGAAUUCUACUUCUCGUGGGUGAAAUUAUUUGGAAAAAAUUUAUCUGAUUUUAAAAUCAAUAUUGAUCAGCCUGAUGUAUAAUGAACAAUUUUUUAAUACACUGGAAUUCUACUUUUGUGUAUCCCAGUGAUGUGUAAUUUAUUCUUAAAUUAAGACGAAAAAGCGAUAUUUCGCCUAAACUGCAAAAAAAUUGAGUAAAAUAAAUUAUUAAAUGAAUGAAUAAAAAAAGUGAAAGUGAUGUGUGUCAAAAACUA
This is a messenger RNA of Leptopilina boulardi, 1471 nucleotides long. RefSeq names its product zinc finger HIT domain-containing protein 2. The coding region runs from base 162 to 1298 and encodes 378 amino acids. Lineage: Eukaryota; Metazoa; Arthropoda; Insecta; Hymenoptera; Figitidae. The record is from RefSeq and is a predicted model, not a curated record. The transcript has 5 exons.